Messenger RNA from Raphanus sativus (radish), 1724 nucleotides. Its product is annotated as auxin transporter-like protein 3. The record is from RefSeq and is a predicted model, not a curated record. The transcript is spliced from 7 exons. NCBI's taxonomy places the organism in Eukaryota, Viridiplantae, Streptophyta, Magnoliopsida, Brassicales, Brassicaceae. Gene Ontology annotation, cellular component: plasma membrane. The coding region runs from base 28 to 1446 and encodes 472 amino acids.
AAACUGAGUAAAGAAGAAGAAGUGAUCAUGGCGGCAGAGAAGAUAGAGACAGUGAUCGCAGGGAACUAUUUAGAAAUGGAGAGAGAAGAAGCAUCAAACAUAAGUAAUAGUGAUAACAAGUCUUCAGCUAAAACAAAACUCUCCAACUUCUUCUGGCAUGGAGGUUCUGUCUAUGAUGCUUGGUUUAGCUGUGCUUCAAACCAGGUUGCACAAGUACUGUUGACAUUACCAUACUCGUUCUCACAACUUGGGAUGAUGUCGGGGAUCUUGUUUCAACUCUUUUAUGGAUUAAUGGGAAGCUGGACUGCUUAUCUCAUUAGUGUUCUCUACGUUGAGUAUCGAACUCGUAAAGAACGAGAAAAAUUCGAUUUCCGUAACCACGUUAUUCAGUGGUUUGAGGUGUUGGAUGGAUUGCUGGGGAAACACUGGAGGAACAUUGGACUAAUCUUUAAUUGCACUUUUCUUCUCUUUGGAUCCGUUAUUCAACUCAUUGCUUGUGCAAGCAACAUAUAUUAUAUCAAUGAUAAAUUGGACAAGAGGACAUGGACAUACAUAUUUGGAGCGUGUUGUGCAACAACUGUUUUUAUUCCUUCGUUCCAUAACUAUAGAAUCUGGUCAUUCCUGGGACUGGCUAUGACCACUUACACUUCUUGGUACCUCACCAUUGCUUCUCUACUUCACGGCCAGGCUGAGGACGUUAAACACUCGGGUCCAACCACAAUGGUUCUCUACUUCACCGGAGCCACCAACAUUCUCUACACCUUUGGUGGUCAUGCCGUCACUGUGGAGAUAAUGCAUGCCAUGUGGAAACCACAAAAGUUCAAGGCGAUAUAUCUACUAGCGACUAUAUAUGUACUAACAUUAACGCUACCUUCUGCGUCUGCGGUUUAUUGGGCGUUUGGCGAUCAAUUGUUAACUCAUUCCAAUGCACUCUCUCUCCUACCUAAGUCCGGUUUUAGAGACACGGCGGUGAUCCUUAUGCUUAUCCAUCAGUUUAUAACGUUUGGAUUUGCGUCCACACCAUUAUAUUUUGUGUGGGAGAAGCUGAUAGGUGUGCAUGAGACGAAGAGCAUGUUCAAAAAAGCCAUGGCUAGGUUACCAGUGGUUUUACCCAUAUGGUUCUUAGCCAUCAUCUUCCCCUUUUUCGGACCAAUCAAUUCUGCGGUCGGAUCUCUCCUAGUCAGCUUCACUGUCUACAUCAUCCCCGCUUUGGCUCACAUGCUUACUUUUGCUCCUGCCCCUUCCAGAGAGAACGCUGUGGAGAGACCGCCACGAGUGCUGGGAGGAUGGAUGGGGACUUAUUGCAUAAACAUAUUUGUGGUGGUUUGGGUGUUCGUUGUUGGGUUCGGGUUCGGAGGAUGGGCAAGUAUGGUCAAUUUUGUUCGCCAGAUCGACACCUUUGGUCUAUUCACCAAAUGUUACCAAUGCCCACCUCGCAAGCCUUAGCCUUGAUAUUUACGUAUUGGCCAUUCAAGACCUUCUAGGACGAGGGUUUCAUCUCGGGGAGUUUUCUGCUUCAAGCUGGAAUAUAUACAAGUUAUUAUAAUUUAUUGAAAAUCACAUCUCUUUGUAAUUGUUUAACGACAAUAAUCGUUUCAAGUCUGGUUUGUUUAUUUGUUAUGUUGAGUUAUAUUUUGGUAAAUUGGGGUUUUUGUUUCCUUUAGUUAAGGUGUGAUGGCUAUCUUGACAAGGCCAACCCUAUUAUUAAUUAGUGCUCUUCAAUA